GUGGAUGUAUGUAUUUUAGUUUCAGUGAGUGGAGAUACAGCAAGGAUCCAUCAGCGAACACCGUCCAAUUGAAAAUAACACUCUUUCUUCUCUUUCUUUCUUUAUGCCCUAAAAAUGUAAAAGCUGCUGAUUAUGAUUCGCAAUAUCCCCCAUUGGACUCAAUUUAUAUACGUCGGUAAUAUUCUAAUUUUUAGUAAAACUUCAAUUCACAUUUCGAUUCUUUAACCCACUUGAUCCUAUUAUAUUCCCACUUCAUGAUCUGCUGUUUUUUCACACUUCUUUGAUAUCUUCACUCAACACCGGUCGUCAAAUCAGAAUCAGUCCCUGUAUUGUAUCUCUCUAUUAAUUGCUCCGGUGCCGGCUCCGUUGAGGUCUGGAGUGAGAUGAGAGUGUGAGCUGCUUUCCAUUAUAAAGUAUAAACACACUCUCUUUUGUAUUUGACAAUAGGAAAGCCCACAGAAAGUCGGUUUUUUGUAUUUUUCUGUUAGGGUUUUGAUCAAUUUUAAUCUUUUAAAUUCAGAAUUCUCUCUCUUCCUCUCUCUUGUGUUUGUUUGUGUCUGUCUGUCUAUAUAGAGAUAAUCACGCAGAGGAGAAGAAGAAUACAAAACAAGCUGAGAGGAGAGAGAGAUUUGAAGGUUUUGUUGUUCAUAGAGGAUGAAGGUGUUGUUUGUCUUCAUUUGCUAAUUCCCUGCUAUUGCUUUGGUCUCUUUCUUUACAAACCCCCCAUCUGUAAGAAUCAGUGCCACAUGGUAAAAUGCUCUUGCCACGAUUUGAAAGCUAUCUCACUAUUAAACUACUCACUGUAUCGUCGUUUUGAUUCCAAUUGCAAUUCCAAUUGAUGAUUCCUACGAAACUCAUGGGUUCUGACAAGGAUUUGAAGGUCUUGGAGAACAGUGCAAUCGUGUUCAAUUUGGCGUUGGUGGUUUUAUCUCUUCUGAUUGUAUUGGUGAGGAAGAUUGCGGUUUAUACUUGGCACAAUAGAGUUACAAAGGAGGAAGCUGAUGAAAUUGGGAGUAGGGUUUCUGCAGUAGAAACUCAAUUUCUCAAUGUCGAAAUCGGUAAAGUUUAUAAAGCAUCAGUUUGUUGUUGCUUUUAUGUUCUCCUUCUACAGGCUGUGGUUUUAUGUUAUGAUGGUGUUUGUUUAAUUGCAAAAUCUGCACAAGGGGAAAAGGGUGUGAGCUUGGAACCUCUGUUCUUGCCCGCAUCACAGUUUUUCGCUUGGUUCGUUUUGAGUUUUUCAACACUUAGUUGUAAGGUUAAGACCCUUGAAAGACUUCCAUUACUUAUCAGGGUAUGGUGGGUUACCUCUUUUAUGAUCAGUUUACUUAGCCUUUAUCUUGAUGGGAAAGAAUUUGCAAUUGAAGGGCUUGAACACUUGAAAAACUCCCAUCUUCUAGCUAAUCUUGCAGCAAGCCCAGCUUUGGGUUUCCUGUUUCUUCUUGGUCUAAGAGGUGCGACUGGCAUACACAUCAUUAGAGGUUCUGGUCUUCAAGAACCAUUGCUGGUUGAAGAAGAUGCAGGGUGUCUGAAAGUGACACCAUAUAGUGAGGCUGGUAUCUUUAGUUUAGCCACAUUAUCAUGGCUAAACAAUCUUCUUUCGAUUGGUGUGAAGAGACCACUCGAGCUUAGAGACAUCCCACUUCUUGCUCCUGAAGAUCGCUCUAAGUUCAAUUACAAGAUCUUGAACAUAAAUUGGGAACGUUUAAAGGCUGAAAAUCAAGCUUCAUUAGCUUGGGCUCUUCUUCGAUCAUUCUGGAAAGAAGCUGCCAAGAACGCGAUUUUUGCAGGGUUAUACACACUUGUCUCAUACGUAGGCCCUUAUAUGAUAUCCGAUUUUGUUGAUUACUUGGGUGGAAUUGAGCAUUACCCUCAUGAAGGGUAUAUCCUUGCUGGUGUGUUCUUUGUAGCAAAACUAAUUGAAACUUUAACCACACGCCAGUGGUACCUUGGUGUUGAUAUUUUGGGAAUGCAUGUGAGAUCAGCUCUCACAGCCAUGGUUUACAGAAAGGGACUCAGGCUUUCAAGUUCAGCUAGGCAAAGUCACACCAGUGGCGAAAUCGUAAAUUACAUGGCUGUUGAUGUACAAAGGGUAGGUGAUUACGCGUGGUAUCUCCAUGACAUAUGGAUGUUACCAUUGCAGAUCAUUCUCGCCCUUGCAAUUCUUUACAAGAGUGUUGGUAUUGCCUGUAUUGCAACCUUAAUCGCCACCAUUUUAUCUAUAGUUAUAACCAUCCCUCUAGCACAAGUCCAAGAGCUUUACCAAGAUAAAUUAAUGGCUGCAAAAGAUGAUAGAAUGAGGAAAACAUCCGAAUGCCUUAGAAACAUGAGGAUUCUGAAAUCACAAGCAUGGGAAGAUAGGUAUAAGGUGAGGCUGGAAGAAAUGCGGAGUGUUGAAUUUAAGUGGCUCAAGAAGGCUUUAUAUUCACAGGCUUUUAUCACUUUCUUUUUCUGGAGUUCACCUAUCUUUGUAGCUGCGGUUACUUUUGGAACUUCAAUCUUGAUUGGUGGACAGCUUACAGCUGGUGGUGUUCUUUCAGCUUUAGCCACAUUCCGGAUUCUUCAAGAACCUCUUAGAAAUUUCCCUGAUUUGGUUUCAAUGAUGGCUCAGACAAAAGUCUCGCUUGAUAGAAUCACAGGGUUUUUACAGGAGGAAGAGUUACAAGAAGAUGCAACAAUUGUAUUGCAACGAGGCAUGUCAAAUGUGGCAAUAGAAAUCAAGGAUGGUGAAUUCCAGUGGGACUCAUCUUCUCCAAGGCCCACAUUGUCUGGUAUUCAGAUGAAAGUGGAGAGAGGGAUGCAUGUGGCGGUUUGUGGCAGUGUUGGGUCUGGGAAAUCAAGCUUUCUUUCUUGUAUUCUUGGUGAAAUCCCAAAAACUUCUGGUGAAGUUAGAAUAUGUGGUUCUGCAGCUUAUGUAUCUCAGUCAGCAUGGAUACAAUCGGGAAAUAUAGAAGAAAAUGUGUUAUUUGGUAAUCCAAUGGAUAAGGCCAAGUACAAGAGGGUACUUCAUGCGUGUUCCUUGAAAAAAGAUUUGGAGCUUUUCUCACAUGGAGAUCAAACCAUCAUUGGUGAUCGAGGUAUAAACUUGAGUGGUGGUCAGAAACAAAGGGUGCAGCUAGCAAGGGCGCUUUAUCAAGAUGCUGACAUUUAUCUACUUGAUGAUCCAUUCAGUGCUGUUGAUGCACACACUGGUUCAGAACUUUUCAAGGAGUACAUACUGACAGCAUUAGCUACUAAAACAGUAGUUUUUGUAACUCACCAAGUUGAAUUUCUGCCAGCUGCUGACUUGAUUCUGGUUCUUAAAGAAGGUCAAAUCAUUCAGGCUGGAAAAUACGAUGAACUUCUGCAAGCAGGAACCGAUUUUAACACAUUGGUUUCAGCUCACCAAGAAGCAAUUGAAGCUAUGGAUAUCUACAAUCACUCAGACGAUGAGUCAGAUGAUAACCAUGGUUUGAUUAAGAACUGUGAGUCAAUUGUAAGCAGCAUAGACACUACAACAAUGGUUCCAAACGAAAGCACAUCCGCUUCAGACAAAAAAGCCAUCAAAGAAAAAAAGAAAGCAAAACGUUCACGGAAAAAACAACUGGUUCAAGAAGAGGAAAGAGAACGAGGGAAAAUCAGCAUGAAAAUUUACCUCUCAUUGCUAGUAACUGGUGGAUGGCUUGGGCUAAUCCCCAAACAGAAGGGGACACAGCUAGGGGCACCCAUGUCAUUCUUUGACUCUACUCCAGCUGGACGUAUACUAAAUCGGGUGUCUGUUGAUCAAAGCGUUGUGGAUCUUGACAUUCCUUUCAGACUUGGUGGAUUUGCAUCAACAACAAUCCAGCUUCUUGGUAUAGUUGGGGUGAUGACUCAGGUGACAUGGCAAGUGUUGCUUCUAAUUGUCCCAAUGGCAAUUGCUUGCUUAUGGAUGCAGAAGUAUUACAUGGCUUCAUCGAGGGAGUUGGUGAGGAUUGUUAGCAUACAGAAAUCUCCAAUUAUUAAUCUUUUUGGAGAAUCGAUUGCUGGAGCAGCCACAAUUCGGGGUUUUGGACAAGAAAAAAGGUUCAUGAAGAGGAAUCUUUAUCUUCUUGAUUGCUUUGCUCGUCCGUUCUUCUGUAGUAUUGCAGCUAUUGAAUGGCUUUGCUUACGCAUGGAGUUGAUUUCAACAUUUGUAUUUGCUUUCUGUCUCGUUUUGUUAGUCAGUUUUCCACGUAAAGCUAUAGAUCCCAGUAUGGCUGGGCUGGCUGUGACUUAUGGGCUUCAACUGAAUGCGCGUUUAUCAAGGUGGAUACUUAGCUUUUGCAAGCUUGAAAACAAGAUUAUUUCCAUUGAAAGGAUUCAUCAAUAUUGCCACAUUCCAAGUGAAGCUCCCCCAAUCAUUGAAGGAAACCGUCCCCCGCCCUCAUGGCCAGUCGAAGGGAAAAUUGAAAUCAUAGAUUUGAAGGUUCGUUACAAGGAGAGUUUGCCAGUGGUACUGCGGGGAGUGACAUGCGAAUUCCCGGGAGGGAAAAAGAUCGGGAUUGUCGGUCGUACGGGAAGCGGUAAAUCAACUUUGAUUCAGGCGCUAUUUCGACUGAUUGAACCAGAAAGCGGGAGAAUUAUUAUCGAUAAUAUUGAUAUUUCCACUAUUGGCCUUCAUGAUCUACGUGGCAGACUUAGUAUCAUACCCCAAGAUCCCACCUUGUUUGAAGGCACCAUUCGGGGUAACCUUGAUCCCCUUGAAGAACACACAGAUCAAGAAGUUUGGGAGGCACUUGAUAAAUCUCAACUUGGAGAUACGGUUCGCGAGAAGGAGCAAAAGCUUGAUGCACCAGUUCUUGAAAAUGGUGAUAAUUGGAGUGUGGGUCAGAGACAGCUUGUGUCACUGGGGAGGGCUUUGCUAAAACAGGCACGGAUCCUGGUGCUUGAUGAAGCAACUGCUUCUGUGGAUUCAGCAACCGAUAAUUUAAUACAGAAGAUCAUCCGGAUGGAAUUCAAAGACUGUACUGUUUGUACAAUUGCUCACCGCAUCCCCACAGUAAUCGAUAGUGAUCUUGUCCUUGUUCUUAGUGAUGGGCAAGUUGCGGAAUUUGAUUCGCCAAUCCGGCUAUUAGAAGAUAAAUCAUCAAUGUUUUAUAAGUUGGUAACAGAAUACUCAUCUAGAUCAAAUGGUAUCCCAGAUUAUUCAUAAUCAUCAUACAAAUGUCAACUUGGAAAGGAAUAUACACACCCCCUUCAAAACAAAUCAAAUGGGGGACCAUGGGACCAUGGCACGUGCACGGGCCCACCUCAAGCAUACGUUCACCAAACUCAAAUCAAUGAGGUAGUACCCACACACGUGCCAAAAUCGUACAUUCUAAAGAGCCGAGUCUAUGAAUCUUGUGAGUGAUUCACAUGUUGUUGACAUAAUUUUGUAAAAUAAAUAAACCUGGACUAGAAACAAAAGUUGGGAUUUUUUUGGUAAUAAUAAUUAGUGAAAAGAAGCAUUCGGCA
Lactuca virosa is the source of this 5451-nucleotide messenger RNA. The record is from the annotation of a GenBank genome assembly. Lineage: Eukaryota; Viridiplantae; Streptophyta; Magnoliopsida; Asterales; Asteraceae.